UGAGUAGCUCCCAGGUCUGCCUACCCUCAGUGCAGCAGCAGGCCAGCACAGCUGAGCAGAGGCUCCAGGCAGGGUAGCCAGCCAGGAGGCCCCGAAGCCUUCUCAGAACCUCCCCUGGUACCAGAGCUUUUGGCCGAUUGGGUUAUGUUGCCUGCGGGCUGACAGCUGGAGAGUGAGAGUCACAGAAAGAGUGACCAAGAGCCAACCAACCAUGGACACUCCAGAUAAGGAGGACUAUGAAGCUGCUAUGAGGGAGAAUCUGGACCUGGAGAACUAUGAAGAUCCUGAGCAGAAGCUAUCAGAUGUUGCACUGGGCGAGCAAGACAGAGACAGAGGCCAAGUGGGUUUGCAGGACAGCACCUCACGCCCUGGCAAGAGGAGGGUGUGGAAUCCCUUCCGCCAGUACUUGUCCGGUCACAAAACAGCUUAUGACCUGAAUAAGAGGAGGAGAAUGGAGUUGGGGCCCCUGGGCAAGGCAGGAGAAUAUCAGAGACGUGAUGGCAAUGGGCAGAGUUCCUCCUCAUUAGAUGGGAACCACAAACCAUCAGAGAGCAACAAGGGCACCCGCCUGACCACCUCCAGCUGGAAGACCCAUGAGGCAUAUGUGGAGUUGCAAGAACUGGUCAUGGACAGAAACAAGGAGCUGUGCUGGAUGGAGGCUGGCCAUUGGAUCAAGCUGGAGGAGGACUUUAAGGAGGAAGGACAAUGGGGGAGGCCGCAUCUCUCAUUCUUGACCUUCCACAGCCUGCUGGAGGUGCACAGGGCCUUCAAGAAAGGUACCAUCCUCCUUGACCUGGAUGAGAGGAGCCUGGCAGGCAUUACCAACAAGCUGAUAGACCAAAUGAUCUAUGAAGGUCGGCUGAAGCUCCAGGACAGGGAGGAGGUCCUGAGAGCCCUGCUUCUCAAGCGCAGACACCCCAGUGAGUCUGAAUCUCUAAGGACCCUAUCCCCAGGCCGACUGCAGCGACCUGGCUCAAAGGACAUUGAGCCAUCUCAACCCCUAAUGCAAAAACAAGAGCAGAUUGAGAUGGAGACAUUCACCAUCCCAGAACAGGAAAAGCCCAGCACAUCUGCCAGUGGAGACAAUCACAGGACGCAGCUCCAGGAGGGGAUCCCAGAGGAUGCUGAGGCCACAUUAGUUCUUGUGGGAUGUGCCACCUUCCUAGACCACCCCACCUUGGCCUUUGUACGCCUCAAGGAAGCUGUGGAGCUGGACUCAGCCUUGGAAGUGCCUCUCCCUGUGAGGUUCCUCUUCAUGGUUCUGGGGCCUGAAUCCCCACAUACCAGCUACCAUGAAAUUGGGCGGGCUAUCUCCACCAUGAUGUCUGAAAUGGUGUUUCAUCGGGACGCCUACCUGGCACAGGAGCGCCAGGACCUGAUAAAGGGAGUGGAGGAGUUCCUGCAGUGCAGCAUUGUCCUGCCACCCUCUGAGAUCCAGAACGAGCAACUUCUUAAGGAUCUGGUGCCUCUGCAGAGGGAACUGCUGAAGAAGAGGUACCUGCCAGUGGAGAAGAAGCCAGAGCUGGAGAUUGAAAAGGACGUGGAUAUAGACCUCAAAGCCAAGGGCCUCACUGAUGACAAAAAUCUCCUGAUUCGGACUGGCCGGCCGUUUGGGGGCCUGGUGAAUGACAUCAAGCGCCGCUACCCCAAAUACCUCAGCGAUAUCACAGAUGCCCUCAACCCACAGUGUUUGGCUGCUGUUAUUUUCAUUUACUUUGCUGCACUCUCGCCUGCUAUCACCUUUGGGGGCCUGCUGGAUGAGAAAACAAAUUCUGAAAUAAAUGUCCCAGGAGUCCUGAUCUCCACAGCUGUGCAGAGCUUUAUUUUCUGCCUCCUUGGUGCCCAGCCCCUGUUGGUGGUUGGCUUCUCAGGUCCUCUGCUGGUCUUUGAAGAAGCUUUUUAUCAGUUCUGUAAGACACAAAGUCUGCCGUACACCGUAGGCCGCGUUUGGAUCGGCUUCUGGCUUAUCAUCCUGGUGGUGGUGAUGGUAGCUUGUGAGGGCAGCAUCCUGGUGCGCUACAUCUCACGUUACACCCAGGAGAUCUUCUCCUUCCUCAUCUCCUUCAUCUUCAUCUUUGAGACCUUCUCCAAGCUUGUCAAGAUUUUCAGGGAACACCCUUUGAGAGAGAGUUACAACAAGACCAGUUCUAUAAACUCCAAACGCAUCCUACAGCCCAACACAGCUCUGCUCUCCCUGGUCCUCAUGGCUGGCACCUUCUUCAUUGCCUACUUCCUGCGCAAAUUCAAAAAUAGCAGCUUCUUGCCAGGCAAGAUCCGGCGUGUGAUUGGAGACUUCGGGGUGCCCAUUGCCAUUUUCACCAUGGUGUUGAUAGACUUCUUCAUUGAGGGCACGUACACGCAGAAACUGAGUGUUCCUAAAAAUUUACAGAGCUCCAAUUCCAGUGAUCAGGGCUGGAUUAUUCAUCCACUGGGACCACAACGUGAUUUCCCAAUCUGGAUGAUGUUUGCUGCUUUUGUCCCUGCUCUCCUGGUCUUCAUCCUGAUUUUCCUGGAGACACAAAUCACAACGUUGAUUGUGAGCAAGCCCGAGAGGAAGCUGGUGAAGGGUUCGGGCUUCCACCUGGACCUGCUCCUGAUUGUUGGCAUGGGAGGCAUAGUACCACUCUUUGGCAUGCCCUGGCUCUCUGCCACUACAGUGAGGACCAUCACUCAUGCCAAUGCCCUGACUGUGAUGACCAAGAGCACUUAUCCAGGGGAGAAGGUCCAAGUCCAGGAGGUCAAGGAGCAGAGGAUCACUGGGCUCCUGGCAGCCAUUCUUGUAGGUGUCUCCAUCUUCAUGGAGCCCAUCCUGAAACUGAUCCCACUGGCUGUGCUCUUCGGGAUAUUCCUCUACAUGGGGGUGACCUCCCUGUAUGGGAUCCAGCUCUUCGACCGCAUUCUGCUAUUUCUGAAGCCACCCAAGUACCACCCAGAUGAGCCCUAUGCCAAAAGGGUAAGGACUUGGCGGAUGCACUUGUUCACCUUCAGCCAGAUCAUAUGCCUGGCUGUCCUGUGGGCAGUGAAGUCCAGCAAGGGCUCCCUGGCCUUGCCCUUUGUCCUCAUCCUGACUGUGCCUCUGCGUCGCUUCCUGCUCCCCAGGAUCUUCCAGGAUAUUGAACUCAAGUGUCUGGAUGCAGAUGAUGCUGUGGUGACCUUCGAUGAGAUAGAGGGCCAGGAUGUGUACGAUGAAGUGCAGAUGCCCAUCUAAGCCCCCAAUCCACAUGUGUCCUCCAGAUGAGGAACAAUGGGCUCUUUUCCUUCACUGGGCUUUCCACAGAAUGCCCAGAGCCUGGCUUCACAGGAUUGAUCAUUUGUGUCUGUGCGUGUAUAUGUGUGUAUGCUGCCCAUACCUUCCCUCAUGGCAUCCUGCAUACACACAUGUGCAUAGGCACAUACAUGAGGAUUCCAAGGAAUCCACAUAACUAUACCACACUCUUUAGAUUGGCUCCAGAUGUUAUAGGCUUGUAAAAACAUACGCUAAGAUUUUGAGGACAUAGCUGCAUUAGACUGGUUGAAAUGAGAACCCAACGCCUGAUCUCUGGACUCCUAUUAGUGUUAGCUCUGCAGCUAGAUAACCUAAGAAUGUGUAUCUCUUCUUGUUUCCUUCCUGUGGCUUGUAGUCUUCUGAUGUUCUCACGCUCCAGUGCUGUGAGGAAGGAGGCUUGCCUCCUUGCCUGGAACAUGCAUGUAUGCAUCUGUACACACAUGAUCUGGAGCUCCCUUUGGCCCAGUCCCUGGGAGCAAUGAGCUCUUUUGUCAGAAAUCUUCCUCCCAACAGCAGAGUGAUUUGUAGCCCCUGGCACUGGAGUGCAUAAACCAAACCAAAGAUGAGACAUCUCACAGCAUGAGGACCAGAAAGCAUGGGUCAGCAUUUCUCCCACCCAGCAGAAGAUGGACGCUUCAGAAAAGACCAACGAGAAGGUGAGCAAAGAUGUAGAGAAGAUCCUUCAAGAGGUCCUAGUGGCAGCUUUGCAGUGGCAGUCACCCGUUCCACAGAUAAUCCUGGUGCCUAUGGGCUAGACAUAGUUUAGGGAGAACAACACCCAGGCUGUCACAACAGCAGCUUAGGACUAAACAACCCCCAGCCCACCCAGGGAAGCUGGGUCCCACUUUCAGCCUUCUGCAUAGCAAUGGGAGGGGGGAGUCAGGCAAGAUGAACCCAGGAGCCUGUGACUAGAGUGCAUUCUCCCUGACUUUCUGUCCAAGCCUUCUCCCAAGCUAACUUUGGUGCUCAGUAGCGUGAGGUCUCUGCUCAGACAGGACCAUUCUCACUAGAUAGGCUAACAACCCCCUUUGCCAUCAGCAUAGGGCUGGGUAAGCUUCUGGUCUACUCACAUGCUCCAGCUUCCUCCCACUCCCCCUCUUAAUACUCCCACAGGUGCUGAAAAGGGAGUGCCAUCUCCAGACUGAGGCAGACUCCCUGGCCUGGCCCAGGCUGCUAUGCUAUCAAGUUGUGUUCAGAUCCUGCUUGAGGUGGGGAGGGUGUCUCUUGGGACAUGGCUCUGAUGCAAUGCAGCAUCUCUUACCUAGGGCCAAGUGAGUUAUAGUAUAAGCAAGUGGGGCAGCCACUGAAUGCAGCUGGGCUUGCAUUUGCUUACACUCAGGCUGUAUUCAAUUUAUAACCAGGCACUGGUGCUCGUCUUCCAUUUGUACAGAGGCCGCUUUUGCUUUCUACUGGCUUGAGCAGGGUUUGUGGGACAUCCUGAGUAAGGCUGAAAUCCUUCUGCCAGGUCUGUUGUGCUCAGCACAUUGAAGGACCUAGCCUGAGGCUCAGUACCAUACCUAGACUUCUGGCAGCCCCAGGCAAACUUUUAGUAUUGGGUCCCCUUUCGCCAGAGAUAAUAAUCAGACAACAGAAAAAAAUGACCAUUUUUGGGCCCCCUUUCUGUCCGGGCCCCAGGCAGCCUCCCAGUUUGCCCAUGCCUGUGUCCAGCUCUGCCUAGGCUCAGUUCUUUCCCCAGCUCUCCAGAUUCAAGCCCUCCAAUAUACAAAGAGCCUGAAGCAAAACGGCACUGCUCUUUGCCUCACUGCUUUUUGCCUUGUGCACCUCCACUGAUAGGAUCAGACUAGUGCAGUGCUGUAUCAGGCCCUCAGGCUGGUAACUGCCCCAGGUUUAACCCCAUGCACACUGGUUUGUUUGAUUGAUUGAUUUAGUUAGUGUGGAAUAUAGAUCUGGGGCCAGUCCUCAACUGGCAUAAAUUAGCAUCAUUCCAUUGGCAUCAAAGGGCUCGAUGCUAGUUCACACAAACCAAAGAUCUGGUCUCUUUCCCUUUUGUUUGUGUUAACUGAUCAGUGUCUUUCCCAGGGAAUUGAAUAUGUAAAUACGAGGAAAAGAAAUGUUUGGGUGUGGGGGAGGAGGGUGGGUUGGCAUGCGGGAAAUUAUGAGAACAAUAGAUAUAUAAACAAGAAAUUAUGAGGCUUUUGCUGUUAGAUUUUGUUUAAAACAAAACAAAUGAAAAAGGGAGUGGAUGAAAUGACCUGUAUAUUUUGCGCUAGUGGUAAGAGGUGUUUGUAAUUUAUUUAAUGAGUGUAUUUAAAGAUAUGUAGAUUGUGCCUUUGCUUUACAAAGGAAUAUCAGGGGCCUGUGUGUGGGGAAACAGGCAACAUAGGACAGCCAAGAAAGGCUUUUUAAAGGAUGUUCGUCACAGACUGAUGUCCAGCACAUCAAUGUCAUUGUCUUUCAGAUGCAUAUACGUAUAAUAGUCUUAUUUUUUUAAUUACAAUUUAGUUUUAACUGAAACAUUCCCAAGUUUAAGCACAAGGGGCUGAACUAUAUUCCACACUUACACCCAUGCAAAACUGGAGUCCCCUUUCCUGACAUGGGUAGGAUGGUCUGGGUUCACACUCAUGCACAUGAAUUUAGAAUUUUUCCCAGCAGCCCAGGUGCUGGUAAGUAGCCAGGAAGACCUACUGACCACAAGCAGUCACUUGAAACUAUUCAUUUGCUGUUGCUUUUCCCAUUGUUAUCAUCUUAGAGCUACAGGAGAUGUAAGGAAGAACUGUGUGAGAUAGAAAGCCUGAUUUAGCAUUAGAAACUGUGAGCCAGUAUGAUGCUUCAAAAAAACCCAUGAACUUCACCAAAGCCUGUGGAAGUCAACAGGGUUUUUUUUCCAUGCAUGUCAGUGGAUCUUGGAUCACAUCCUCUCUAGUUUUAUUUCACUGGAUAAUCCCAACCUAUAGGUUGCUAAGGUGCUAAGUCAUGGGUGGACAAAAUGCGACCCGUGGGCCGAACGCAGCCCACCAGGCCAUUCUAUCCAGCCUGCAGGGCCCCUAAAAAAUCUAGAAAAUUAAUAUUUAUCUGCCCUUGGCUGCCUGUCAUGCGGCCCUCAAUGGCUUGCCAAAACUCAGUAAGCGGCCCUCCGCCUGAAAUAAUUGCCCACCCCUGUGCUAGGUAGUUCCAUGGGGAGCUGAGCACUUUCAGCACUGACCAGCCUAAAUGGCAGUUCAGGGUGCUUAGCACCUUGUAGAUGAAAGCCCCUUGUUUUUUGGUCCUAACUCUCCUCUGCCUUACUGUGGUGUAAGUCACGAGUGAAUCCACUGAAAGUAGCAGAUAUCCUAACUGUAAAAGUAGGGUGACAUAGGGAGAAUCAAACCCUUUGCUUUGAGAGACCUUCCAGAGCUCUUAUAUUUGGAAAAUAAGCCUAAGGGAAUAGGUGGGGCCAGGCUGUGGUGUAAUGGGAAUAUGGCUGUACCAUGUGCUUCUCUUAUAUAAUGCUGGAUUCCUUGAAAAUUUUGUACUGGGAAAAGUAUUUAGAAGUGCAGAUUGAACAUGAAUUGACUUGUACCUUGAAAAGACAUGGGAUUUGGUUCUGCUUUGCAGUGCUCUAACAUUCUUCUGAGCCAUGCCCCUGGAAUUAAGAGUCACCUUAGACUUAGGACUUAGGUACAUACAAAUGGACCUCCCUCGAGGGGCUGGGAUCAUGCAUGUUAUAGUCAUGGGACCAAGAGACAGAUUCUGAACGAGUCCAUUUCUCACAUGUGAAUUCCCAGCUAAAGGGCCUGGUUCCACACUUGGCCUUUCAAGCAAGACUUUUAAGAGCCAAAUGUGUUCACUUGGCUCAGAUGCUUUAUGUGCUGGUGUCUGAGCCAGAUCUGGAACUGAGCACUGUGUGUGUUUAUGUGUGUUGAGGGGGCUGUGGGGGAGAGAGAGAGAGAAACUGUGUGUAUGUGUGUGCGGGCAAAAAAAUGAGCGUGGGUAUGUGCACUCGUACGUACUUGAAAAAGAUGGAGAUUUUGUGUAUGUGAGAGGGUUAGGGACUGUGUGUGAAAGAAAUGAGUGUGUGUUUGAAAUAAAAAGGUGAUUUGCCAUGCGUGAGUGUGUGGGUGAAAGAAGUUAUGAUUGUGUGUGUGCCUGUGAGUAUGCAUGUGUGCGCCCAAUUAGACAGGCUGAGAAUUUGCUCUUUCUCACCACCUGGGGAGAAAAAAGGGAAGGAAGAGACCUUAAGACAAAGCUGACUUUAGUGUGAGCAAUCAAGUGUGAAUUGUACCUCACUGUUUUAUUGCUUUCUUGUCUGAGCUGUGUAGCCCAAAUCAGAUCUCUCUAGAAGUAUAUUGUAUUAAUAAUGUUUGUAGCUUUACCAAUUAUGUGUCAGAAAUAACUCAAACUUUGCAAGCUUUGAUUUUUCAUUAAAUAAAGAAAUGUGCCUCUCUAUGAUGCUUCUAAAAAAAUGAAAUAAAAAUGAAACUGAAUGAACAAAGA
Messenger RNA from Alligator mississippiensis (American alligator), 7699 nucleotides. RefSeq names its product solute carrier family 4 member 1 (Diego blood group) (gene SLC4A1). The transcript is spliced from 22 exons. Gene Ontology annotation, molecular function: solute:inorganic anion antiporter activity; bicarbonate transmembrane transporter activity; monoatomic anion transmembrane transporter activity. Gene Ontology annotation, biological process: transmembrane transport; monoatomic anion transport; bicarbonate transport. Gene Ontology annotation, cellular component: basolateral plasma membrane; plasma membrane. The coding region runs from base 212 to 3208 and encodes 998 amino acids. Lineage: Eukaryota; Metazoa; Chordata; Crocodylia; Alligatoridae. The record is from RefSeq and is a predicted model, not a curated record.